Molecule: messenger RNA, 2715 nt
Organism: Phytophthora nicotianae INRA-310
Lineage: Eukaryota; Oomycota; Peronosporomycetes; Peronosporales; Peronosporaceae
Exons: 1
Coding region: 254-2659 (801 amino acids)
Biological process (GO): regulation of cytoskeleton organization
Cellular component (GO): axoneme
Molecular function (GO): microtubule binding
Source: RefSeq, a predicted model, not a curated record
ACGUUAUCUUGAAGAGACACAGUCAACAUGGCGGACGACGCCAAGACCAACAAGCUAAACCGCGAGCUGCUGCGCUGGAUACAGAGCUUGGACUUGGCCUACUCCAUCAAGAACGUGAAGCGGUGCGUCGAGGCCUGAGAUUUAUACUUGUUUUACCACUCGAGCUAUAACACGAACUGUCAAUGACAGAGAUUUUGCCAAUGGGUUCCUGGUGGCGGAGAUUCUAUCACGCUACUAUGACAAAGACAUCAGCAUGCACUCGUACGAUAACGGCAUUGGAAUGAAGGUCAGGAAGGACAAUUGGGACCAAUUGAUCAAGAUCUUCGGCCGCUUUGUGGACCUGGAGCCUCUGACCAACAAAAGUGACAUCGACGCUAUCGUCCACUGCCAGAACGGAGCUGCAGUCUCAUUCCUUACGAAACUCUAUCAAUGCCUGACUAAGCGUACUGUCCAGCCAACUGCCGUGGCUCAACCUCCGACAUCAGGGAACGUAGCAGCGCCAAUGAGCAUCGCCAAGAGCUUGGAUACAGUGGAGGAGAUCCCUCCGUACGCCAAACCCACCAACUCGGCAUUUAUUCGAGACAAGAUGCGCGAGCCUGAGAUCGCCGAGAUGCAAGACCAGACGCAGAUCAAUCGUAAAGUGCGUGACAUUCACUCACAACACGAGGAGACGCAGCAUCUUGAACGCUUGAUGACAGACACACCCGAUCGCUAUCCAGCGAUCCGGAGUGCCAGCAAAGCCACGGUGUUGCGUGGAUCUACUAAACCUGUUCGAAACGACGACAGCAAUCCGGUGCUAAUGACGCAGCAGAUUGUACGUGAGGUGCAGAUCAAAACGAUCAAUCAAAAGGGACUCGAGAAACUACGCGCAACACGAGAAGCCAAGAAGAAUGAAUCCCUGGGUCACUCAGGCUCCAGUGGUCUUCUUGGAGAGACUCGCGGGGUCGCCUCCUUCGACGCACGCGGUGUGAGUGGCAGCAGUCCGGAACUUAUUCAGAAACGUCGGCCUUUGGAUCUGCUGAAUGAAACAAUAGCACGUAAACUUUCGAGUAUGGGACUUACACUACAACCACGUGGAGGUAAGGAUAAAUUUGAGAGCUUCCUGGAUAGCGCGUACGAAGGAAACGUUUUUGGAGAGCACGAGUGUACGGAGGUUCUUCACGGUAUUGAAGAAGAAGUUGAAGUACUUGCGUUGGCUUUCUUGGAUUUCCCACGAGAAUUCUGGAAGUUCGUCGGUCUCAUGUAUCCGUUGCUUGCUGAGUACGACGAAGGGCAUAUCCUGUUUCAGACCACAGUAAAUCUCUUCGUUGUAUUUGGACAACAGUGCGUUCGUCGGGAUGGUACAGCCGCUUCACUCUUUAUGCCCGAGUUCUUACUACCAAAGUUCACGACAAUUCUCAGUCGAUUUUUCAACAAGCGAGCUCCACUGCUUCGUAUACUGUACGCGUUCUUGCCUAAUUUAGUGCUGGCUCAUAUCCAAGCGAUCAAACAGUUGCGCGAGGCUUUGGCAGAUGACAUUCCACUGUUCAUUCAUAUGCUUGCUGUUCUGAUUGGUAUGGAAAGUGAACUAGAUGAAACCAUUGUCGAUCUAUACCAUUAUUACUGCUGUAUCGGACUGGAAACUCCGUGUGAGAAACUACGAGCGGCCUGUUUGUCCAUGUUGAUCCCAUUCCUCAACUACGACGUGAAUCUAGUAGUAGAUCUGCUGCCACGCUUGACUCAACUCUCGUCUCGACAUGCGUGGUGGGAAGUGAAGGCCCAACUUGUCGUCGUUGCAUCAGCUUUUCUCCGCGUUGUACCAACUCAACGGAAUGAAGAAGAAGAGAACGGUGACACUAGAGUAUCAGAGGAGCCAACACGAGAUUUUACUGAGCAGAUCGAAUUGUGUUUGACCAUCAUCGAGCGUGAAUUCCAUCCUGAAGCCAGUCUCAACUUGAGACGAGUUGGAUUAUCUUGUCUCUCGAGGAAUCUCGAGCAUUACCAGGAGCUUGUUCCGCUAUACGUCGACGUGUUGCUGAGUCUUCCAGCAGCUGUAUGCCACGCAAUGCUGGACACUAAAACCAUCAGCGAAGCAGCUUUUGAAGACGAGGAUGAAGGCACGAAGUCAUCUACUGGAAUCGAGAACCAGUUGCCUAUUCGAGGUGCUUCUGGUGCAAUGUACCAACUUCUGCCGUUGGUAACUCAUUGGGACUCGAUUGCAAUCGCUAAACAAGUUUUUUACGAGCACAAGAAUAGUAAAUCCGCUGAUCCUGAUGUUCUCAUGGUCAUGUUGAAGUGCUUUGAGCAAUUACUACAUACAGAGCAGCAACUCAACGUGAGAAUGCUGUAUGACCAAAUGAAAAACUACGUAGUUCUGGGCUUUGCAAGUGUCAAUACUUGUGAGCUCAGCGCCAGUAUCAUCAAGGUUGCCAUAGCUGCUUUGGACGGGAGUGAUACUGAUGUUUUCCAGCACAUGGCGCUUGUUGAAGCUCUGCAGAAGCUCGUGGCGAGAGAUGUCGAGGACAUUCGCCAGCAAACGGUAGUCAAGAUGCUGCACGACGCACACGUCUUGAGACCUGUAUGGGCAGAGCGAGUUAAGCGCUGUGUGAACAACCUGCAAUCCAAGUGCGACACUGAUACAUUCAAGUCGUCGCUCUUCUCGAUCGCGUUUGAAAUUUGAGAAUAGAAACAUCAUGAGGAGCGAACAACACCUUUUAACCUUCCUGAACAGAGAUA